AUGAAUCCAGUCGUGCUUUGCAGUGAGAGUCUGAAGGUGGUGAUUGACCCCAUGAACGGAUGCCGAGUUGAUGCGCUCGAGCUGCUUGGUCCUGAUGGUGAUUGGUAUCGUGUGAUGGGUGCAGGAGAAGCGUGCGUGGGGAGCUUCUUGAUGCUGCCUUGGACCAAUCGGAUCAAGGACGGGGUGUUCUCGUUUGAGGGGGGUCCGUAUAAGCUCGAGACGAAUCAUCCUGAUGGGACGGCGAUUCAUGGGGUCGGCCGAGACUUUGCGUGGUCGAUCGCGGAUCGCUCGCCGUAUUCGGCGCGGUUUAUGUUUGAUUCUCGACUGGAGGAUGAUGUGAACUGGCCGUUCCCUUUCGGCGCGGUGUUUCGGAUCGAGAUUGGAGAUGACUGGGUUGAGCUCGAUCUUGAUGUGACGAAUCUUGGUGAGGAGCGGAUGCCUUGUGGAGUUGGGCAUCAUCCAUACUUCAAUCGCACGCUUUGGGACCAAGGGGAUGAUCUGCAGGUGCGUGCGGGAGUCACAGGACGGUAUCCAUGCGUCAAUCAGAUCCCACAUAGCGCGAUGGUAGAUGAUGAUGUCUGUGCGAGUCUUCGCAGCGGCGGUGUGAUCGGGAAUCCGGAUCUGGAUGAUGUAUUCGGUGGCUUCGAUGGUCAAACGGAGCUUGUGUGGGACAAAAGCGGGAUCAAGUGCUCGAUGACAUGCAGCGAGGCGUAUUCGCAUCUGGUGGUGUUUACGCCGAGGGAUGGGGAUGCGGCUGGCGCUCCCCCACUGCCUUGGGUGUGUGUGGAGCCGGUGACGAUGGUCAAUGAUGCGCUCAACUCAGCGAGUAAUGACAGCGGUUUACGCGUGCUGAGUCCAAAUGAAACGCUCGCGACCAAAGUUCGCUUGCGAUUUGAUCGGAUUCUUUGCACGCGGGCAGCAAAGCUCAGGAGAACUCCCAUGAUCUCGAUGUCGUCUGUUUUUGUGCCUUCAGUGUGCGCGUUGUCGCUGCUCCCGAUCCUUGGUCAAGCGAUUGAAGACGCGGCGGAAGAUCUGAUUACCGAACUCGCACAAGAGAUCCGUGACAACUAUGUGUUUCCGGAGAUUGGUCAGCGGACAGCGGACUACCUGCUCAAACGCGAGAGCGAGGGGGCGUAUGAGGGGCUCGAUGAUCCGCAGCUCGCGAUGACGAUCACCCAGGACCUGCAGAGCUUUACGAGCGAUCGGCACUUCGCUAUCCGAUUGCUCCCUGAGGGCUGGCAGCAGCGAUCGGAAUCGGACAGCGAGGACCUCGCGGACCCAAGACCCAACACCACACCCAACGGGUUUAUGCGCGUCGAGCGGCUCGAUGGGAACAUCGGGUAUCUGGAUCUGGAUGGGUUCAUGCAGGUGGAGGCCGCGAGAGCGAACACGCACGCGGCGAUGCAGCUACUCAACGGAUCGAGCGCGCUGAUCUUUGAUCUUCGCGACAACGGAGGCGGCGAUCCGGAGACGGUGCAGCUCAUUACGAGUUAUCUUUUUGAUCCUGAUGAGCCGGUGCAUCUGAACUCGCUCUACUUCCGUCCGGCGGAUGAGACGACAGAGUUCUGGACUCAUGAUGAGAUCGAGGUUGCCAACGCGAUGCCUGAGGUUCCGGUGUAUGUGCUCACAAGCGGGUACACGUUCUCGGCGGCGGAGGAGUUCUCGUACAAUCUCCAGUGCCUGAAGCGUGGGACAAUCGUUGGCGAAACGACUGGGGGCGGGGCGCAUCCGGUGGAUGGGUUUGUCGUUGAGGAUCGGUUUGUGGUCAACAUCCCGGUGGGGCGCGCGAUCAAUCCGAUCACCAAGACCAACUGGGAGGGGACUGGGGUGAAGCCUGAUAUCGAGAUCGAAUCCGAUCGCGCUCUGGAUCGAGCGAUGUUCGAGAUUCUGGAGACGCUCGCGGAGACUGGGGAUGAAUCGGCACGCUGGGGGCUGAUCAAUCUGCAGAGCCGACUGAAUCCGCUUGAGCUCUCGGCGGAUGAGCUUGCGGAAUACGCGGGUCAGUACACGGAUCGUGAGCUGAUGAUGGAGGGGGAUGAGCUGAUGUAUCGACGCAAGGGGCGUCCGAGUUGGAGCCGACUGAUCGCGGUUGGUGAGGAUCAGUUUGUGAUUGAUGGGUUCGAUGGGUUCAUGAUGACCUUCGAACGCAACCGCAACGGUGAGAUCACGCGGAUCGUGGGUUCGUAUGUGCAGGGGCACACGGACAGCUCGGACAAACGCACGCACUGGGACGGGGUGAAGAACCCCACGGCGCUGAUGCACAUGCGCACCGCGAAGAAAGGCGACGAGGCGUUUAUCUACCACACGGGCAAAGAGAAACGCAUCGCGGGGCUCGCGAUCAUCGUGACGGAUGUCUAUGAAGAUCCGGAGAAUCCGGGAUUGACGAAGAAGGGCGAGCUCAAGGGGCCUUUGUUUGAUCUGACUCCGGUGAAGGCAGCGACCAAGGUGUUGACACUCAAGGACAUCAAGGAUGAUGGUCGCUUUGAUGACUUUGAUCUGGUGAAGCUGUCGCGGCUCAGCGCGAUGCCGGUGCCUCCGAAGCUUGAUAAGCUGCUCCGCAAGAUGUGUCAUCGCGUCGAACGAAUCGAUCACGGCGAACAUGCGUGCUCCGAUGGGGAUGUCUUCUUCUUUGAGUCCGAAGGGGUAUCCGAGGCCGUCCCAUCGUUCGUGGUGGUAGCGGACGAGGUUGAGGAUGGGUUCUUCGGUGACGUCGAGGUCGAUCAUGCGCGCGUAACCCGUGACGGGGUGGUACUUGAUGAUCUCGAACUCUUCGUCGGUGAGCUUGCCUGGUUUCUGGAGGAUCUCGUCUGGGAGGUCGAGCUUCCCGAUGUCAUGGAGAGCCGCGGCUUGGGUGACGAGGGCGAUCAUGUCCUGAUCGUGUCCGAACUCUUCGAGCAUGGCGCGGGUGUAGAGCACAACGCGCCAGGUGUGGGCGGCGGUGGAGAGAUCCUUGCGCUCGAUCUGCUGGAGAAGGUAGCUCGAGCGGACGAGUGGUCCCGAGACGACGAGCUUGAUGCCUUUGGAUUCGCCGACGGCUUUGUACUCAGCGAACUCGUCGGGGUGGACCCAGCGGUCGAUCGGGAGGUGGUUGCGGGUCGGCUGGAGGUACUGACCGAUCGUGAUGAUGUCGCACGCGUCGCCUCGCGAUUGGUCGUCCUUGUCGCGUGGUCCGGAGUGGUCCGCGGUCAUCGCGACGAGGUCGUCGAAGAGCUCGAAGACUUCUUCUUUGCGUUCACCGAUCCCGACCAUGAUGCCGGUUUUGGCGACGGCGCCUUGUGCUUUGACGCGCUUGAGCAGUUCCAUCGUGCGUUCGUAUCGCGCGCUUGGGCGCACGGCGGGGUGACAGCGGCGGACGGUUUCGAGGUUGUGCGCGAUGAUGUUGGGCUGCGCGUCGAUGACCAUUUGCAGCGCGGCUUCGUCGCCUUUGAAGUCUCCGAUGAGGACCUCGAUGGACAUGUCGGGGCAGGCUUCGCGCGUGCGCAUGAUCGUCUCGGCCCAGAUCCCGGCUCCGCCAUCGGGGACAUCGUCGCGAUCGACGGAGGUGAUGACGAUGUGCUUGAGUCCGGCGCCUCUCAGGGACUCUGCGACUCGGCGGGGUUCGUCUUUGUCGAUCGGGAGUGGUUUGCCUGUCUUGACAUUGCAGAAUCCACAGGCGCGUGUGCAGGUGUCUCCGAGGAUCAUGAUGGUCGCGAUCCCGCGCGCCCAGCACUCUCCCAUGUUGGGACACGCGGCUUCUUCGCACACAGUGUGGAGUUUGUGCGAGUCGAUGUUCGCUUUGGUGGCGCGGAAGUUCUCGCCGCCUGGGAGUUUGGCUUUGAGCCAGCUCGGUUUCUUUUUGACGCUCAGGUGAUGGACGGCGUCGUCCUCGUUGUUGAGGAUCAUGGAGCUCAGCGACACAGUCGGACGGAGGGUGCGGAUGGGGUCGCCUCCGAGGGGGCGAGGGUGACGGGCAAGCGUGCGAGAAUGCCCGGCAUUGGAGGGUUUUUGGGUCGCGGGCGACUCGUGGGUUUUUGA
Symbiodinium sp. CCMP2592 is the source of this 4014-nucleotide messenger RNA. The record is from the annotation of a GenBank genome assembly. NCBI's taxonomy places the organism in Eukaryota, Dinophyceae, Suessiales, Symbiodiniaceae.